Paraphaeosphaeria sporulosa is the source of this 1300-nucleotide messenger RNA. RefSeq lists its product as uncharacterized. The record is from RefSeq and is a predicted model, not a curated record. Bases 369 to 1292 code for a protein of 307 amino acids. NCBI's taxonomy places the organism in Eukaryota, Fungi, Ascomycota, Dothideomycetes, Pleosporales, Didymosphaeriaceae. The transcript is spliced from 3 exons.
CGGCAGAACUUGCUAGUCUCGAUCCAUGCUCGAUCACUUCUUUAGGAAUAGCUGGAUCGUUAUAGUUCGCGGAGACUUGUAAACAGCAUUUUUGGAUUGUCAUGAUACAGAGCAAGAGCCGGCUGUGGAGUUGAGGGGUUCAGCGAUCGCACGGAAACGAAGGCAUCCGUAUGUGCUUCGCCCUCCCACAAGGUGGAGGCGAUGCGGGAUACGGCGACCGAGUUGGCGCGGACACGGGCUGGCGGAAAAGAUGAACGAGUUAUAAAGACAAACGAUCGUGAACGUUUCUACCCUUCAGACAAGUCUCAGAAGAACAGUUGCUUUACUUCUUUCAACUUGACGUCCAUUAUCCACGCACUCUAUUCAAAAUGAAGUUCAUGUACGCCGCCUCUGCCUUGUUGGCAACAUGCUCCGCACACCCUACCAAGCGUACGACAGCGUCGUCGACACCCAACAUCACUGAUGUAGACAUCCUUCAAUAUGCGCUGACACUGGAGCAUCUUGAGGACAAGUUCUACCGCGAGGGUCUUGCGAAAUUCACGCUUGAGGACUUCAAGAAGGCUGGCUUCAACGAGGCUUUGUACAAGAACCUCAAGGAGGUAUCCUACGACGAGACUACCCACGUCUCCUUCCUUACCAAAGCACUCACCGCUGCCAACGCAACUCCAGUAGCAGAAUGCACCUACGCCUUCGGCGUAACAGAUGUGCACUCCUUCCUCGCAACCGCUUCCAUCCUUGAGGGCGUCGGCGUCUCUGCGUACCUCGGCGCGGCAGCCUCCAUCAUGGAGAAGCUGUAUCUCACUGCCGCGGGCUCCAUUCUCACCGUAGAGGCUCGCCACUCCUCAUACCUGCGCAAGACAAACAAGCAGUCGCCUUUCCCGCAGGCUUUCGACGCCCCGCUCACGCUCGACCAAGUAUACACUCUCGCCGCACCAUUCAUCGUCUCGUGCCCGGAGAGCAACGGCAUGCUGCCCGUCAAGGCUUUCCCGAUGUUGAGCGUCGCCACUGAGGCUGACUGCAUCGCUACGAACAAGACAAUCACGCUGCAGACGAAGGAGCCUGUGGCUGCGGAAUACAAGGAGAACUUCUACGCUGCGUGGAUCAGUGUGACAGGCCCGACAUUCGUGGAGGCAAAGUUUGAAAGCGGAAACCAGUUCUCAACUGAGGUGCCUGUUGGCUUCCACGGACAGAGCUACGUGGUGAUCACUAAGAAGCAAGGCAGUGUGACGGAUGACGACGUUGUUGCGGGCCCGGCUAUCGUGGAGGUUCAGGGCGCCAAUGGAGAGAUUUGAAUAGCAUU